AUGGAGGACGUGAAGAUCAAGCCGGAUCCUGAGAACGAGGGCUCGCCUGCAGGCCUCAGCGAGGAGGAUAUCUACGAAGAGGCAGGAGAUCUGGAAUUCAACCCCGAUCCAGCAUUCCAAAAGCUCUAUCUCGCUCGAGUGCCGAAGUACCUAUGGGAGGCAUGGUCAAAACUCGAUGAUGAUGCGGAGAUACAGAUUGGGACAAUUCGACAGAGUGCAACACCCCAGGGCGCAACUAACCUGCUGCAGACAACACGCCUUUCGAUGCUUCUCACCUCCGAUAUUGCUGCUCAUCAAGCAAUUCCUAAGGAGUUUGACCUAGACGUGACCGCCGAGACCGUCAACAAUACCUAUGUGUUCACAGAGAAGGACCUGCCUGGCUUCAAGUCUAGAUCGAGAGCCAAAUUCGACCCCGCAAGCGCGAACAUGCCUGCCCGACUCACCCGCCCGAAGAAUGACAAGCCAAUUACCAAGCAGCCAUAUGACCCGAACAAGCGGUUCCAGCCAUACUUCAGAAAGGCAAUCCCGAAGAAGACCACGCUUGCAGGUAGGAUCGGCCAUGAAGUCAAUUGUGUUGCAGUCGACAACCAGGAGUCACAGCGCAUUCUGGCGGAGAGAACUCUGGAGGCUAUGCGUCCCAAGCUACAUACUAAAUACAUCAAGGAUGAAGAAACCCUGGGAGUCACCUUCAUCCAACCUGGAACCAUGGGCGCUCAGAAAUCCUUCAACUCUUUUAUUAAAACAAAGAAUCCAGCUACGAAGGAGCGUCCACAAAUGACGAAGACCGCCCGUAUGCCCCAGAACGAACUUCUGGACCGCAUCUUUGAAUGCUUCAGAAGAUACAAUUACUGGUCUCUGAAAGCUCUCCGCAACGAACUCAAACAACCAGAAGUCUACCUGCGAGAAACCCUCGAUUUAAUUGCUGUUUUAGCAAAAAGUGGAAAGUUUACAGGCAAUUGGUACCUGAAGCCCGCGAAUAGACCUGAGAACUACGAUGGGGGUGAUGAAGCAGCGCCGCUCGAGGGCACCGUAGCCGAUGAUAGUGAUAUGGCGGAUGGGGAAGACGGAGAAGACGACGAGGAUGUAAAGUUCGAGGAUGUUUGA
Molecule: messenger RNA, 1104 nt
Organism: Drepanopeziza brunnea f. sp. 'multigermtubi' MB_m1
Lineage: Eukaryota; Fungi; Ascomycota; Leotiomycetes; Helotiales; Drepanopezizaceae
Source: RefSeq, a predicted model, not a curated record